CGAAGUGCUGGGAAGCCACCGCGCCUGGCCCAAGUUUGUAAUUUUAAAGUAACUUAAUUUUCCGCACUUGUUAGUGGGAUUGUGCAAUGCACGAGUUAUUCCAAGAUCCCCUGAAUUUGAGGAUAUGUAGCCUGAGGCGGUGUGCCUGCAGAGGGGCUGCUGCAGACCUUUGAGGGGAGCUGUUUUCUGUUCCAGCAGCCCUAGCUUUGGGGUGUGUUUUAACUGGGGCACCUGUCAGCUAGGGUCAGGAAUCCCCUGGGAUGUCAGUAAUGCCUCUGGUCAUACCUUUUAGAUGAAGCCACAUGUGGACAGUCUCCAGUUCUCACACCCUUCCCACUUGUCACCAGAGAGAGGACUCAGGACCCGGUGGGCUGACAGCGUUAGGACGAAUCCACACAUAUGGGUGGCUCAUACUUUCGGUGCCUGGUUAACCUGCCAGGUGACCCUGUCACAUGCCAUAUUGUUGCUUUUGAACCUGUACAUAUGCCUUAGUGGACUGCUGAGUAAGCAGGCUUUAGACAUUUGGGUUUGGCUAUUAAACAUUUAUACCAGGUGGUCAGCUGGAUGUGUUCUUGGCAGUGUUUGGGAAGUCAGAGUGCUUGGUCAAUGGAAGUCGUUUGGCUUAUUUAUAGAACAAUGGAUUUUGGCGAAAGUUUUAACCCCAGGAUCUGAGUUACACUGCAAAGCCAGUCCAUUAGCCACCUUUAGGCAGGCAUCAAAAAGGAGUAUUUUGGGCCGGGUGUGGUGGCUCACGCCUGUAAUCCCAGCACUUUGGGAAGCUGAGGUGGGCGGGUCGCUUGAGGUCAGGAGACCAGCCUGGCCAAAGUGGCGAAACCCCAUCUCUACUAAAAAUACAAAAAUUGGCCAGGCGUGGUGGUGGCUGCCUGUAAUUCCAGCUACUUGGGAGGCUGAGGCACGAGAAUUGCUUGAACCUGGGAGGCGGAGGUUGCAGUGAGCCAAGAUCACACCACUGCACUGCAGCCUGGGCGAUGGAGUGAGACUCUGUCUCAAAAAAUAAAUAAAUAAGAAGUACUUUGAAACUAUCUGUUCUCUGAUCUGAGACCUUGUCAAACAACUUUGUGCUUUCCAAAGAUAGAUUAAGACAAAUUUUGGUGUGGUUGUCACCAAGUAAUUCCAGAGGUGGAGGGUGGAAGGCUGUCUCCUCACUCAGCAUUCUACCCUCCAGGCCUCACCUCGCGCUGGGCAUACAGUCAUGCUGGAUACGGGAUUGCGGGCGGCUGUGGCUCUGACACCCUGGGGUUGGAGCCCCCAGACAGCCGUCCCAGACAGCCACCCAUCAGGGUACACGUCCAGUUACUUGAGUGGGGUUAGGCACAGCUGAUUUUUUUUUUUCCCAUCAGCAUUGGCUCCUAGCCUACACUGUGGUCCUUUCAGACGACCCCACGGAGGAAAGGCGAGGUGGUCACGUUAGCCGGAGUAAGGCAGUUUGAAAGAAGCGUGGGUCUGAGCAGAAUGGCAGUUAGAGUCAAAGAUGGCUGAUCUGAAGACUAUGAGAUGGAUCGGUCAUCCCCACCAUAGUUUUGUUUGGGCAGCCAGUUACACAUAAAUCGAGGAACUAGGUCUUCAUCUUGACCUCUGUGUGUCGUGUAUAUUCUAGUAUGAGUAUCGUUAAGACCAUUCCUACUGUUGUCACUUUGGUAUCCUCCAGGUGGGGUUCACCUUGCUUUGAGCUUGGCUUUUGGGUUCUUGUUUUUCUACCGGGGACUUUCUGUGCUUUCAGAUGUUUGAGACCAGGAAGGGGGGAAGGCUGUGCUUCAGUGGAGUGCCUGUGGGCUAGAAGCGUGGUGUGGGCCUGCCUGCCCCGACCCUGCUGUGACAGUUGGAGGGCGGGUGCUCACUGCAGGGCCCUGCCAGGUUGUCGUGUUCCAAAAUUGCCCCUUCAAAGGGGGCAGUAUUUUGGGGCUAUUUCUUGAAUGCCCAGGCUUUGGAAAGUGGGACCCCAAAAAGAACAAUCUGUCUUCAGUCUGAGAUUGCCAGAUCCGCAAGGCCCUUCAGGAGGGCAGGUUGGGAAGGUGACACAGCCCACACACACCUGUGGAGCGCACACCUUGGCAGCCUGUUGUGUGACCUGGCCCCGGCCCUGUGCCGCCCUCCGCAUCCGUGUCCAUGUGGUGUGGCCAUAAACCAGAAGUUCUUUCACUUAUGCUGGCAGAGUACCACUGGAAAUAAACUUGGUAACAUUUGAAAACAGCCAGUGUCCUUAAUGUGGACCAUGAGUUCCCAGCCCCAGAACCACAGGGGUGUCUGGCGGAAGAGGACUGUUCAGCUGGGCUAGGCUAGAGGGAGAGGCCUGCUGUGUUCACCCCGCAGGCGGCCCAUGCAGAGAGGCAGUGAGAGCCCAGCUGGUCCUGCCUCUGUUCUCACCUGUAGUGUGUUCUGGAGGUUAGUGGCAGGACUGGAUUACCUGGCUGGUGGGCUGGACAGAUGAAUCUGUUGGCAUCUGUACUUGAUCCCAUCGCACCAUCAGCUUGUCAGGGCCUCCAUUUGUCCACCUGUUACCUGGAUGGACUGACUUCAUAAUGUGCACAAGCAUCUUUUGGGAGCUAACUGCUUCAUCUCUGAAGCACACGUUUUUCCCCUCACUGACUGAUUUCUCAAGAGGCAGCCUGCAGGGUGCCUGGUAUGCAAUAGGGCCCCAAGAUGCUGACCAGCCAUGAGAGGAGAGCGACCACCUGUUCUUCCUGUAGCUUCUGGGGUCUCCUCACUGCAGUGUUAGGGCUGUAGCCUCUGUUGACCUUGGACUCUCCUUAACUCAAGCAUCUGUAAUGAGAAGUCGUGGUACUGCUGACCGCUGCCCUGCGAGUUGACCUUUGUCCUGCUGCUCAAGGCGUCUCCCUGUUUUUUUUGUUGACAAGACAAUCCUUAAUGGGAGUUGCCAGCAUCCAGGCUGGUAAUUCAGAAUUACCCUCCUGUGCCAGGACAGGGCCACACUCUGGUUAGGUUCGCUUAACUCACCAUCUGCUUUUUUUUUUUUUUUUUUUUUUUAAGACAAAGUAUCAUUCUGUUGCCUAGGCUGGGGUGCAGUGGCGCGAUCUCAGCUCACUGCAACCCCUGCCUUCUGGGUUCAAGCAGUUCUUCCGCAUCAACCUCCUGAGUAGCUGGGGUUAGAGGCGCACACCAGCAUGCCUGGCUAAUUUUUUUUGUAUUUAUAGUAGGGACGGGGUUUCACCAUGUGGGCCAGGCUGGUCUCGAAUGCCUGACCUCAAGCGAUCCAUCAGCCUCAGCCUCCCAAAGUGCUGGGAUUACAGGCGUGAACCACCACACCCGGCCACCAUCUGCUUUUGGCUGCUGAACUUGAGGGACGUAAUUUUGUUUUUGUAGGACUAACAUUAACUGAUACCCAAACACGGACUGAGGAAAGCCCUGUCUCACAGCAGACCAGGAUUGUUGAGCUGCAGGGAAGAGUUGAAUUUGUUUUGUUGACAGAAUGUCUUUUGUAUAAACAGACAACCCAGACAACCUGGUGAUCUGCGUGUCACCAGGUUUUGGUUUGUUUUGAAUCUGACACCCAGGGCUCAGGGUCUUUCAAAUUCUCAUUCCCCUUCUAGUAGUGCUUCUCGGAUUUAACCUGUGGUGAAGAACCAGGCUUGUAAUUUUCAACCUGUUGCAUGCCAAAACUUGUGUAUAAGGUCAAAAUGCUGCAGCGAUGCCAGAUUGCAGCCACAGUUACUGAGCGCCUCUGUGCUGCCUUGUGCACUGAUGGCAGCUUGAGGAUCUGACUUUCAGCAGCAUGGCUGGUAGAGUGUGGGGGUGCCCCCGGUGGGCGAGGUGGGACAGGGCUGCAGGCCAGGGGGUCUGAGCAGUGCUCAGCGACCUUGAGGCAGGUGGUGCCUUUGGAAUGCACAGACCUUGGUGUUCUGCUUCUUGAUGCUUCUGCCCAGCAGGUGACGAGGUCCCUGCUGCAGGCCCCAGAGAGUUGCCAUCCUCACAUCUGUGUACAGGACCUGCAUCCAGCUACUCCCCUGUAGAGACUCGGGGCGACCUUGGUGUCGGUUCCACAGGAGGGCUGGCUCUGUGUGCUUGCACAUCUGUGUGCUUGCACAGCGAGAGGUCCCGGCCCCAUGAUAGGGUGUGAUUCGUGUUGUGUGCCAGAGCGGCUGGUGAUGACUUUUGCCCCACGACAGUCAGUGCUGCAGGUGUGACUGGCAGACAUUAGCUUUAUCAGCUACAGAGAAGUGGAGUGAGAGAUGCUAGUCAGCAGACUGUGUGGCCCCAAGCCAUCGGCCCCAGGCCAUGGGGUCACUGGGCUGCCAGCUGGCGAGGGUGGCGGUACUGUCCGAGGCUGCACUGCGCCUGCUUGGGGGUGCAGGGAGCUGCUGACAUAACUAGUGGGAUGAGUCACCCUCCCUCCCGGCUGGCGAGUUGAGUUCAGAGUCCAGGUCCUUAGAGGAACUCAGAGUGGUUUUUCAUUUACACAGUACAUUUUUCGAUGAAGUCAUUUCUCUUGUAAUUGGAUAGACUGUCCCAACUGUAGGCAGGAAGAACAAAAUUUGUUACCUCGAGUACUCUGAAGAGUCUCUGUUGAUAGUAAGUGACGUUCUUAAAUCUAGAAUGGUCACUGGCGGUGACCCGGUGGUGGCGAUUCCUGUGGAACGCAGCAGUGGCAAGGGGUUUGGGGCCCAGGCUGGAAGUGGCACAUCUCAUGCCGCCAUCUGGGCAGACGAGGGGCUUCCUGGGUGUUCAGUGGACGUGUGGAUAUCAGCAGACUGCUCUAGUGCUCACUUGACCUUACUCUGCUUUUCAUCAGGGAACCUUAUCUUAAAGAGCAGUAAAAGAAACUGUUAACCCAUUCAUCUCCACAACUCUCAUGAAACAGACGUCAGACCUCACCACUGAUCUCCAUUGACAAGAGAAACCGAGUCACUAAGAACUAGCCAAGUUGCUUUGCCCAGCACCACAGUCUCUCAGGGAAGGAAGUCUCCCAGGGCUUUGUCUGGGCUGCUGAAGCUAGUGUGAAUUCUUUUCCACAUAGCCACGCUGUUGGGAAGGAUCCAGUGUCCUUUUUUUUUUUUUUUUUUUUUUGAGACGGUGUCUCGCUCUGUCACCCAGGCUGGAGUGCAGUGGCGCGAUCUCGGCUCACUGCAAGCUCCGCCUCCCAGGUUCACGCCAUUCUCCUGCCUCAGGCUCCCAAGUAGCUGGGACCACAGGUACCCACCACCAUGCCCAGCUAAUUUUUUGUAUUUUUAGUAGAGAUGGGGUUUCACCGUGUUAGCCAGGAUGGUCUCAAUCUCCUGACCUUGUGAUCCGCCCGCCUUGGCCUCCCAAAGUGCUGGGAUUACAGGCGUGAGCCACCGCGCCCGGCCGAUUCCAGUGUCUUAUACUCUGAAGGGACUCGUGAGGGAAGAGGAGAGAGCUGGGUACGGACAUUGCUGCAGGAGAAGAGGUUGCCAUCAAGCUUGAAUGUGUCAAAACCAAACACCCUCAGCUCCACAUUGAGAGCAAAAUCUACAAGAUGAUGCAGGGAGGAGUGGGCAUCCCCACCAUCAGAUGGUGCGGGGCAGAGGGGGACUACAACGUCAUGGUGAUGGAGCUGCUGGGGCCAAGCCUGGAGGACCUCUUCAACUUCUGCUCCAGGAAAUUCAGCCUCAAAACCGUCCUGCUGCUUGCUGACCAAAUGAUCAGUCGCAUCGAAUACAUUCAUUCAAAGAACUUCAUCCACCGGGAUGUGAAGCCAGACAACUUCCUCAUGGGCCUGGGGAAGAAGGGCAACCUGGUGUACAUCAUCGACUUCGGGCUGGCCAAGAAGUACCGGGAUGCACGCACCCACCAGCACAUCCCCUAUCGUGAGAACAAGAACCUCACGGGGACGGCGCGGUACGCCUCCAUCAACACGCACCUUGGAAUUGAACAAUCCCGAAGAGAUGACUUGGAGUCUCUGGGCUACGUGCUAAUGUACUUCAACCUGGGCUCUCUCCCCUGGCAGGGGCUGAAGGCUGCCACCAAGAGACAGAAAUACGAAAGGAUUAGCGAGAAGAAAAUGUCCACCCCCAUCGAAGUGUUGUGUAAAGGCUACCCUUCCGAAUUUGCCACAUACCUGAAUUUCUGCCGUUCCUUGCGUUUUGACGACAAGCCUGACUACUCGUACCUGCGGCAGCUUUUCCGGAAUCUGUUCCAUCGCCAGGGCUUCUCCUAUGACUACGUGUUCGACUGGAACAUGCUCAAAUUUGGUGCCAGCCGGGCCGCCGAUGACGCCGAGCGGGAGCGCAGGGACCGAGAGGAGCGGCUGAGACACUCGCGGAACCCGGCUACCCGCGGCCUCCCUUCCACAGCCUCCGGCCGCCUGCGGGGGACGCAGGAAGUGGCUCCCCCCACACCCCUCACCCCUACCUCACACACGGCUAACACCUCCCCCCGGCCCGUCUCCGGCAUGGAGAGAGAGCGGAAAGUGAGUAUGCGGCUGCACCGCGGGGCCCCCGUCAACAUCUCCUCGUCCGACCUCACAGGCCGACAAGAUACCUCUCGCAUGUCCACCUCACAGGUAGGUGCAGAGCUCCCGGGCGGGCGCUGGGCCUCGGGCUACCCCGUCCGAGUCAAGAGCGGGCUGUGGUUUCUCCAGGGCUUCUUCUUUCCUUUCUUCCCCCCAUUUUUGAGAGUUUUUAAUCUCGCCAGGGUGUGGCGUCUUGGUUGCAGAUGAGGCUUCUCGGGAGGGCCUGGGAGACAUGCUGGGCCGUCAUGGGGCUUGUCUCCUGGUUGCAGGUGGCCAGUCUCAGGUCUCAGGUCCCUGAGGCCAGCAAACCGUGGGGGCUUUCUCCUGCUGUUUGAGUGCCCCGCUGCCCGCAGCCGUCCCCAGGCAGCUGACACCGCUCGCCUGCUUGCGCCCCAUUGUGGGUGCCCCCAGCCCGAGGGAGCCUUCCUCAUUCUUCCUCAUUCUUGCCACUGGCCAGGGAUGGAGGCCCGUAGGGACCUCCACGGGCUUCUUGUGAGACCCUCCCUGGUGGCAUGCCCUGCAACGAGGCUUUCCUUCUUUUGACGGCCUCACCUGUCUUCCCUUGGACGAGAAGUACCCUGUUGCGCAGCCCAGGCCUAGCCACGGCCACCGCCUCUUCAGCAUCCUGCAGCGGUCUCUCCUCUCCUCGCUCUGGCUUUUGUUGUCUUUUGCGUUUGCUAACGUGCUCUUUGAACUAGAACAGCUUUCUCCAUAUGGAUCCAUUAUAUUUCUUCAAAUAGUUUUCUGGGUUGUUCGCCAACAGGGGCAGGGUUAGUGGGGCAGGGCUGUUUCACCAGCAGGCAUCCUGGGGGGUGCCCAGAUCCCCCACGGGUCUUCCGGAUGAGCAGGAACUCAGUUCAGAAAUGCCCUGGAGCCUGGCUCUGGGCUUGUGGGGAGGUGUUUGUUGGGAUCACAGGAUGGAGCCAGGCCUGCUGCCGUGAGCGGGGCUGGGUGUAGCUGGCUAGCCAGGAACAUGCCGGAGUGGGGAGCACUCUUGACCACUUGCCGUCUUUUAAUGAUUGGGGUUUUACUGCACGUUUCUAAUUCACUAAUAAUUUCACUAGAAACAGACCUUUUUGUAUAACUUCUUCCCAAAGAGACCAAAGAUGCAGGGAUUUUGGCUUCGUGGUUAUUUUGACUUUGUGGUUAUAUGAAUUGGGCUCGAGGGGUCUGGGCUGCGUCACGAGAAUGGGUCCCUUACGUGCACACAACCCUGCUGUCACCUCCAGACACAGCACAGAAAGGGUUUAACUGGCUUCUUUCCACGAGCCUGGCACUUGCGCAUCAGUUCCUGUGAGCAGUUCCCGGGAGGGUCUGCCCGUGCCCUCGUGUCUUGAUGUGCGGCUGGCUCUGUAGCCCCUGAACCAUGGUACAGGAGCCCAGAGUGCUCCCCAUGCUGGGUGCUGACCGGACUUGGACAGCCUCGCCCCAGCGCUUGGCUGACAAAGACUAGGGAAGGGGCCUGAGUGCUUUUUGUUUCUUUUAAAGAAAGUAAAGUGUCCAGUGGUUUGGGAUCUUUGUGGGCAGUGAAGGUGUCCUGAGCGUGCUGAGUAGCCACAGCCCUGAGUCCAGCUGCCUUUUCUCGGUACACGGCCUUGGCGGCACCUGGGUGUGGCUGUUGUAGCCACCAGCCCCCAAGGUGGCCGUGAGCAGUGUCUCCUUCCAUGGUGAGCUGUGGCAGGAACCCGCAGCUGGCUCUUAGGCCCUCGUUUUCCAUAUGAGGAAAUACAACGUGGGCUCUAACAGCAGGGAGGAGUCUCCAGAGAGAGCUGGUUUGGGGGUGUGUUCUCUCCAAAAGAAGCCUCUUGGCCUCUGCUCCUGGACACCCUGGGGGGCCUUCCUGAGAGGCAUGUUGAGGGCUCCCCACCUCCAGGGCGGGCCCCCUCCUUUGUCACCAUCUCACAGGAAGGCUUUGGCCGUGUGUCCUUCCUGCCAGACUCUGCCAGCACCAGCACACGUGGUGGCUGUGAGCAGCAGCUCCCGUUUUGAAUCCCAAGGGGGAAUACAGGAGGCUCAAUUGCUCUGAGCGCCUCACCUGUUUGCUCGGGUGAGCUGGAGACACAGUCACCGUGGGCAGUGACUCAUCCCCGGCCAGUCUUCCUCCUCGGGCCGUCGCUCUUCCCUGUUCUUUCUGCUCCUCUCAGGAGACCUUGCGCCCUGUGGAGAUGGGAGGAGGCAGCAGGAAGGUCUCCCAGGGCUUGCUGGCCGUGGCUGGGUGUGGAUGGGUGGAAGACCACGUGGCAGCCUGCCUGUAGGUCACAGAGGCCCCCAUAGUUGUAGGGCCCCGCCCCAGCCCGGACUCCGCCUGGGUCUGUUCCCUCUUCGCCCCCUCUCUUUUCGGGCUGUUGGUGUUCGGCCAGGGCUCUUUGGCUACAGUAGCCUGGGCCCUAAAGGCCAUCUAGUUGCUGAGUCUGUUUGGGGUUUUUACUUGGUGAGAAGAAGGCCUUGUCAUUC
This is a messenger RNA of Homo sapiens (human), 8902 nucleotides long. RefSeq names its product casein kinase 1 delta (gene CSNK1D). Gene Ontology annotation, molecular function: protein serine/threonine kinase activity; tau-protein kinase activity; protein kinase activity. The transcript is spliced from 8 exons. Gene Ontology annotation, cellular component: spindle; perinuclear region of cytoplasm; cytoplasm. NCBI's taxonomy places the organism in Eukaryota, Metazoa, Chordata, Mammalia, Primates, Hominidae. The record is from RefSeq and is a predicted model, not a curated record. Bases 5474 to 6655 code for a protein of 393 amino acids.